Molecule: messenger RNA, 2552 nt
Organism: Esox lucius (northern pike)
Lineage: Eukaryota; Metazoa; Chordata; Actinopteri; Esociformes; Esocidae
Gene: creb3l4
Product: cAMP responsive element binding protein 3-like 4
Exons: 10
Coding region: 343-1683 (446 amino acids)
Biological process (GO): regulation of transcription by RNA polymerase II
Cellular component (GO): nucleus
Molecular function (GO): RNA polymerase II cis-regulatory region sequence-specific DNA binding; DNA-binding transcription factor activity, RNA polymerase II-specific
Source: RefSeq, a predicted model, not a curated record
UUUACGCUGACCUGCACUUUGAUGUAAAUGUACGCGACAUGUACUGACUUAAAAUGUAUAUUCCUGUUACGAGUACGCGAGAAUAAGGUACAUAUUUUAUUAGUUUGUGAUUAGAGCCUAGUUGUGCGUAGGCGACGCUAGUUCCUCUGGUUAGUAUUCGGCCUCCGGGAUGAUUGACAUUAGAAAUGCCAGCUGGAUUUUCUGUAGAAAUGCGUCUUCCACGGGUUGGUCUUUAAAGUCUCUUCGCCUAUUUUCCUUCCGCGAGGCUUCUUGUUGUAAUGCACAUGAAGAGCAGGUAUUUGCGGAUGUAUAAUCGCUUCUGAAAACUGCAGCAGAUAAGACAUGGAUGUAGAUGCAGAGAAUGGAGACUUGUAUUUCAGGGAGAAGGACAGUAUUACAGAAGAGAAUUGGGGACUGCAAAGGCCAUUUUCAUCCUCUGAUGUAAUGUAUGCUGGCUCUGACAAAACCCUGGAUGAAUGGACAGUAGACACCCAAAGUGCUCUGAAGGACAGCAUACCAGAGGAUGUGCUUCAUGCAAUCAACCCAAAUGACAUCUUCCCUAGCAGUGCCCCAGUCGAGACCUUCUCAGAGAGUGACAGCGGUACCUCUGAGGACCCCUGCUCCAAAAGCCCCCUAGCAGCCAUGCUGGACCCCUCUGCCGCCCCUAAUACCGUCUAUCAAGUGGUCUGUGACUAUGACAUCAGCACCUUGGCCAAGAUCAAGACAGAGCCAGAGCAACAUAGUGUCAAUGUCAUUUCCAUAGAACUGGAUGAGUGGAGUUCUCAGAUGUUGAUCUCAGAGUCUUGUAUUGUCAACGAGUUACCCCUUGUAUCUGCCGGAAGAUUUGAGCAAGGCCAUCUUUCUACACCCUCAGCUUCCAUUUCGGGCCCCACCAGUCCAGACAGCCAGCUGCUUUACCCCGACCUCACACUGACUGAGGAAGAGCAGAAACUGCUGAACCAAGAGGGUAUCUCACUGCCCAACAACCUGCCCCUUACCAAGGCAGAGGAGAGGAUACUGAAAAAAGUGAGACGCAAAAUACGCAACAAACAGUCAGCUCAGGACAGUCGUCGCAGAAAGAAGGACUAUGUGGACGGUCUGGAGAGCAGGGCAGCAGCGUGCUCAGCCCAAAACAAGGAGCUGCAGAGGACAGUGGAACAGCUGGAGAAACACAACAUGUCCCUGUUGGCUCAGCUGAGGAGGCUGCAGUCUCUGAUUAAGCAGACAGUCUCUAAAGCAGCACAGACCAGCACCUGUGUCAUGAUUAUCAUCUUUUCUCUGGGCCUCAUUAUCUUCCCCAGUUACAGCCCUUUCCACUGGGGCACAGUGUCUGUAGAAGAGGAUUAUACACCGAAAGGGGUUAUCUCUAGAAACAUCCUCACAGAUCCUGCUUCAUCCCUGCAAAUUGUUGAGGAUGUGGACAAGCUUAUCGUCCGGCCGGAGUCCCUACCAGCCUCCCUUGACCUCAACCAAUCUGAUCCCCCAGACACUUCCACAGUAUUCAAGCCACCAAUAGAACAUCCAGAAAUCACUGUAAUUGAGGGUGUGGCAAUAGAGGAGAGCCCACCAAGGAACAGCUCGGCUCUGAUUGACGAGCGGACUGAACCUCUGGCUAUAGUGUCAGCACCAGGAAAAGGGAGCACAAGCCUUGACCACACCCCAGCACAUGCUGAUGAGAUGUAGACAGCCAAUUAAUCAGCCAAUGUGACUACAUUACAUUUACUUUGUGGAGCUCUUCAAAGCUCAUUGGAUUCAUUACGGACAAUGUGCAUGUUCCAAUUACCACCAUUGGUUUUCAGCAUUCAGUGCCAAAUUAUAGCCUUACUCUUUUUACUACUUUUACUAUUAGCAAGGUGUGGAACCAGGAUUCAUUGGAGUUGUCAAGAAAAUGGGUUAUAAAUGUUUUAGACAGUUUUGACCUGCAAUGUUUUAUAUAAUAAGGGUUUGUUAUAUUUCCCACUUUGAACUCUGAGGGGUUAGGACAGUGGUUCCCAGCUCUGGUCUUCAAGAACCCUUGAAAGCACACAUUUUUAUGUAGCCCCAGACAAAAACACUAAUUUCAGCUCUUUAAGGGACUGAUAAUUAGUUGACUAGUUUAAUGGGGUCAGCUUGGUUGGGGCUACAAGGAAAUGUGUAGAGUUUGAACAACCAGAGUUGGGAACCACUGGGUUAGUACAUCCUUUGGAAAAGAUGAUUGUUCUGAGAUUGUGGCUGAAAAAACACCACAGAUUAUUAUAUUGUUUUGGCUAUGCAUACUUUAAGCAGGUCUUGGUGUAAAAUGCAAAUAUACACACACAGAUUAAAAUAAGCGCUCAUUGGAACUGAACUAUAUCAUUUCAAUCAAUCAACCAAUCAAGUGUAUUUAUAAAGCCCUUUUUACAUCAGCAGUUGUCACAGAGUGCUUUUACAAAACACCUGGCCUUAAACCCCAAGGAACAAACAACAGUAGUGUUGAAUUUCAGUAGCUAAAAAAAACUCCCCAAGGUGGCCGAAAAUUAGGAAGAAAUGUAGAAAGGACCCAGGCUCAGAGGGGUGACCAGUCCUCUUCUGGC